Molecule: messenger RNA, 1818 nt
Organism: Vanderwaltozyma polyspora DSM 70294
Lineage: Eukaryota; Fungi; Ascomycota; Saccharomycetes; Saccharomycetales; Saccharomycetaceae
Gene: MNN5
Product: alpha-1,2-mannosyltransferase MNN5
Exons: 1
Coding region: 1-1818 (605 amino acids)
Biological process (GO): mannan biosynthetic process
Cellular component (GO): Golgi apparatus
Molecular function (GO): alpha-1,2-mannosyltransferase activity
Source: RefSeq, a predicted model, not a curated record
AUGGUAAGAAUUACUAUACCUGCCAAUGUUCGUUCUUUGUUUGCAGGUGGUAAACUGAAUAAGAAAAGUGGUAUUAUUGCUGCCGUUUUCACAUGUUGUAUAUUUGCAUUAAUUUUACUUCCAAGUGGUAACGCAAGUUCUCCUAAUGGUGGUUUAAAAUACCCUCCUCCUGGUACUAAUGGUGUAGGGAGACAAAACGGUUAUAUACCAAACCACACCAUUAAAAAUAGCAAAGAUUUUUACUAUAAGUUAUUUGAUGCUUUGGCUGCUAGUAAGCCUGUUCGUCCACCAAAGGAUGCUAACUUCCGUGAUGAAGAUAAAUGUAAUUUGAAAGAUAUCGCAUCUUAUUCUUCUAAAGAAGAUCAUUUAUUAACAAGUUAUGAAUCUUUGUCAAAUUGUUACAAUUUAACCCAAUCUCAAUAUGACGAUCUACACAAUUCCCAUGAAUUAUUUACAGAACAUGUUGAAAAAUCUUUCCAAUUAUCAAAUAGUGCUGCCAAGUCUAUGUGGCCUAAUGAUAAAGGUAUUGUAGCUAUUGGUGGUGGUAAGUUCUCUGUUUAUAUCUUAUCAAUGAUCAAAACUUUGAGAGCUAAAGGUACUCAUUUACCGGUUGAAAUUUUAAUGCCACUUGCCUCUCCAGAGGAUAAAGAAUUUUGUGAUAAAUUUUUGCCUCCAUUAAAUGCUAAGUGUGUUUAUUUCAAAGACGUAUUGCCAAAGGAAUUUACUGGUAAAUAUCCUAUUAAAAUUAGUCGUUUCCAAUAUAAGGUAUUUUCAAUUCUUUUCUCAAGUUUCAGAAAUGUAAUGUAUAUCGAUUCUGAUAAUCUAGCAUUGAAGUCUUUAGAUAAAGUAUUCGAUACUGUUGCUUACCGUGAAAAUGGUUUGAUUCUAUGGCCAGAUAUCUGGAGACGUGUCACUGCUCCAAUUUACUAUUCUGUUGCAGGUGUUCCUUACAACUUAGAAAAGAGAGUUCGUAACAUGGUCGAUGAUUUAUCUCCAGUUUCUCGUUAUGAUAAUGUUGAAAACCCAGGUAAUGACUAUAGAACAAGAAAAGUUCCAUUCCACGAUUUCGAAGGUACUCUUCCUGAUUUAACCACUGAGUCUGGUCAAUUGGUCGUUGAUAAAGUUAGACACUUCAAGACUUUAUUAUUGGCAACUUACUAUAAUUUCUACGGUCCUGAUUGGUACUAUAGAAUUUUCAGUCAAGGUGGUGCUGGUGAAGGUGACAAAGAAACUUUCAUUGCUGCCGCACACAAAUUUGGUUUGCCAUACUACCAAGUUAAGACUAACUUGAAAUUCGAUGGGUACAAUGAUGCGAAAGAGGGUUUCAGAGGUAUUGGUUUAUACCAACAUGAUUUUGACCAAGAUUACAAACAAUAUCAAGCAGCUAAAUCUUAUGUCUCCCGUAAUUAUGCCAAGCUAUCUCAAUACGAUCCAGAAUACUCUUCUGAGAAAAGCUUUGAAAAAGAAUUGAUGAAGCCAUCUAAUGGUAAGGAUAUCGAUGCCAUGUUUGUUCACGUCAGUUUCUAUAAAUUUGAUCCAUUUGUUUUAGCUAAGGAAAAAAGAUAUAUGAGGGACGGUAAGCAUUUCAGAGGAUUCGGUAGAUUCGAAUUAUUAAAAGGUUGGGAUCUAGAAUUAGAUACAUUCACAUUAUUCAGAGAUACUUUCUGUUCAGAUAACGUUAUUGAAUUUUCAUACUAUAAACCAAAAAUGAGUCAACCAGAAUGGAAAGAUAUGUGUAAUUACUUAAGUAGUCGUGUGGCAUUCUUAGAAGAAACCCACGAAGAAGCUGUCAAACCAAAAGACAAAAAGAAAGAUUAA